Messenger RNA from Penaeus vannamei (Pacific white shrimp), 1293 nucleotides. The record is from RefSeq and is a predicted model, not a curated record. NCBI's taxonomy places the organism in Eukaryota, Metazoa, Arthropoda, Malacostraca, Decapoda, Penaeidae.
AGGUUGAGAUUGACUUAAACGAGAACGGACAAGAAGUGGAGGCAACAUUCUUCCUCGAUUCAGAAGGUAUCAAGGCUCGCCUGUCAUCUGCUGUGCUUGGUGACCAUUCCCUGCGUGUCGUCGAUCAGUGGCCCCUGAUGGCUUCUAUGCUGAAGCUGGUCUUGAUGAUUAUAACCUGAAACUGCGAGGAGGCUUCAAGAACGAAGAUACUGCACGUGGUGUACAGCUGGAAGGAGAAGUAUUUGGUAAGAGAUUCCUUAUUGACACCUUGUUCCAGUCUGAAGGAAAGCGCUAUUCUGAGGGUAAACUUAUCAUCCACACUCCAUUCCAUGGCAUGGAAAAGAUGGGUGGCCUAUUCACCUGGUCUAAUCAAAACAAGAAAAUCAUGGCCCAUGCUGAACUACAUCUUCCUUCCUACACAACACCAACGAUUACUGGGGAGAUUAGCCUAGACCUUAAAAAGAAGAUCAAUGGAUAUGUCACCCUUGAUGUAGCUGGAGAGGAAUUCACCCUCAAGUGCAAUCUUGCUGGUUCCUCCAUUUCUCAAGGUUAUACAGGCUCACUUGAAUUCUAUACACCAUUCCAUGCUGUAUCACAUGUUGUAUUGACCGGUGACAUUAAGAUGCAGGCAUUGUCCUUCCUCGACAUGGAAGUAAAAAUUGAUGCACCUUUUGCCACACACGACCUUAAACUGAAAUACCAGCUCAGUGCUGACAAAGUGUCUGGAGAAGCCUUCCUUCAGUCAACAAGGUUGUAUAAUACCAUUCAGCUAAGCCUUAAUCUUCAGGGCCUCAGUACUGGAAAUGUAGAGGCCGACUUGACUGUCAAUGACAACAAGAUUAACGCACAUUACACUUUGGCUCAAUCCACCUUCAAAUUUGACGUAAGAACAGUCAUUUUUGGCAAGGAACGCCAGUUCUCCAUUGAAGCUAAGUAUCCAUCUCUGGAGAACUUCCAGGGUGUAGUUGCUGUUACUCUGGAAGGUGAAAAGCACAUGGUUUAGUGGAAGCCUGAACAUCGUUAACAAUCGCAUCCAAGGAGCUAUGGAUUUGGAAUCUGAUCUUAUUGAGGGGCCACGGAAACUGGUCUUCGAUGUUUUCAUGCCAACUGCUUCCUAUAAGCAAGUCUCAUUUAAUAUCGUCUUCACUAGCAGUGACCCUCACUCCUUCUACCUGGAUUUGGAUCUAAGAACUGGGCUUCAAGCUACUGUAAAGAUUGAUACACCCGUCUUCCCGAAAGUUACCACUACCCUGCAAGUAGCCCCUGCUGUUGCUGGAAUCACCAUUGAGACCC